Messenger RNA from Mytilus trossulus (common blue mussel), 5099 nucleotides. Its product is annotated as general vesicular transport factor p115-like. The record is from RefSeq and is a predicted model, not a curated record. The transcript has 23 exons. NCBI's taxonomy places the organism in Eukaryota, Metazoa, Mollusca, Bivalvia, Mytilida, Mytilidae. Gene Ontology annotation, biological process: vesicle fusion with Golgi apparatus; intracellular protein transport; endoplasmic reticulum to Golgi vesicle-mediated transport. Bases 67 to 2910 code for a protein of 947 amino acids. Gene Ontology annotation, cellular component: ER to Golgi transport vesicle membrane; Golgi stack; endoplasmic reticulum. Gene Ontology annotation, molecular function: protein binding.
UUAUUUACUGCGAGAUUGCCACGUUUAAAUACGCAUGCGCACACUCCGGAAGCCACGAAUCACAAAAUGGACUAUUUUCGAAAAUAUUUAGGUCCUUCCCAGGGUGGUGUACAACCUACAGGAGCAGAUACUGUUGAAAGAUUGGUAGACAGAGUUCAAUCUUCAACAUUACUGGAUGAUAGACGAGAUGCAGUCCGAGCACUUAAAGCAAUGUCUAAGAAAUUUCGACUGGAGGUUGGGACACAAGCAAUGGAAAUACUCAUAAAAACAUUGGAAACUGACAGGAGUGAUGCAGAGAUAACAGGUUAUGCCUUGGAUGCCUUAUGUAACAUCAUGUCCAAUGAACCGUCAGAAGAAGAUGAUGAGACUCCUAUUCAAGUACAAACUGAUCUUGGUCUCCAGUUUACAGAAAUAUUUACAAAGACUCCCAGUAAUAUAUCUCUAUUGUUAUCUAUGCUAGAGGAAUAUGAUUUCCAUGUGAGAUGGCCAACUGUAAAACUUCUUACAACAUUACUAACAAAUAGAUGUAAAGAGCUACAAGAAUGUAUCCUAGUUAGUCCUAUGGGUGUAUCUAAACUGAUGGACCUGCUUUCAGAUAGUAGAGAGAUUAUUAGAAAUGAUGCCUUAUUACUACUAAUCCAGUUAACCAGGAACAAUGGAAAUAUACAGAAGAUUGUAGCCUUUGAGAAUGCUUUCGAAAGAUUGUUUAGUAUUGUUGAUGAAGAAGGAAACAGUGAUGGAGGUAUAAUUGUAGAGGAUUGUUUGUUAUUGUUGACCAACUUACUAAAGGGUAACAUAUCUAAUCAGAAUUUCUUCAGGGAGAGUAGUUUUAUACAGAGAUUAACACCAUUCUUUGAUAUGGAUUCUGAGGCUCAGAGAUCUCAAGCAGGAUGGUCAGCACAAAAAGUCACCAAUAUACAUCUUAUGCUAGGGCUAGUCAGAAACCUGGUCUCACCCAAUAAUCCUCAACAGCAAACAGCAGCCUGUCAGAGAACUAUGUUUCAGUGUGGUUUAUUGAUGAAAUUAUGCACAAUUCUUAUGGCAAGUGGAGUUCCAGCAGAUGUACUUACUGAGACAAUAAAUACUGUGUCAGAAGUUAUAAGAGGAAAUUUACAGAACCAGGAAUAUUUUGCUUCAGUUUUAGCACCUUCAACACCACCAAGACCAGCUAUAGUAGUUUUACUGAUGUCCAUGGUUAACGAGAAACAACCAUUUACUUUGAGAUGUUCUGUUUUAUAUUGUUUCCAAUCUUUCUUAUAUAAGAAUGAAGUAGGCCAAUCACAGAUUAUACAGACACUACUUCCUACAUCAUCUGAUGUAAACACAAUAACUGCUGGUCAACUAUUGUGUGGAGGAUUGUUCAGUGCUGAUUCCCUGUCUAAUUGGUUUGCAGCUGUAGCUUUACUCCAUGCCAUAGAAGAUAAUCCAUCUCAAAAGGAACAGUUAUUACGAGUCCAGUUAGCAACUAGUAUAGGGAACCCACCAAUAUCAUUAUUACAGCAAUGUUGUAAUAUAUUAGCACAGGGAGGUAAGAUGCAGACUCGUGUAGGUUUACUGAUGUUAUUAAGUGCCUGGUUAGCAGAUAGUACAGUCACAGUAGCACAUUUUCUUGCCAGUACAGCUAAUGUACCAUUUCUUAUAACCCAAGUAUCAGCCUCUGACAGUGAUGAACAUGAAUUGUUAGUCCAGGGUUUAUGUGCGUUCCUGCUAGGUAUAUGUUGUCUUUAUAAUGAUGAUCAAAAUGAAACCUUUAGUAGAGCAUCGUUACGACAGAUUAUAGAAAGAAGAAUAGGAUUAGAAACAUUCACAGACAAAUUAACACAAAUACCAAAAUUUGAAAGCUACACAAAAGCAGCUAAGAAACCACACCUUAAUAGUAAACAAGCCAGCGAUAUUAUAUUUGAUUAUGAAUUUACCAGUAUAUUUAAAUCCUUGGAAUCUGAUGUCUUGAAAGCAGUGUCAUCAGCAGCUUUCAUGGAAGAGAGUAAAAAGAAAAUGGCAAGCAUGCAGGAACAUGAAAAAGUGGUUAAUCAAUAUAAAGGUUUAAUUCAGGAACAGGAUCAAGAAUUAAAUGAGACAAAACAGCUUUAUCAAAUCAUUCAACAAAAAUACACCAAUCAAGAAAAAGAAAUUGGAGAAAUGAAAGAUUUAAUACAACAACUUAAAGAUAAAAAUGCACUUUUAAAGGCACAAAAAGCACCAAGUCCUGCUGUUGAAGAUGGUAAAAAAGAUGAAGAAUUACGUUCUUUACAACAAGAAAUGGAAAAUCUUAGACUUAAUUUAACAGAAAAAGACUCAGCUUUAGGGAGAUUAAAAGACGAUUUGACAAGAGCUGAAGCCCAGAUCAUUACUCAGAACGACACAGAAGAAAACAAAGAAAACAAUCCUAGUGAAAUAGCAGUUUUAAGUGCUACUGUUAAUAGACUAAAUAUAGAUUUAAAAGAAUGUAGACAAAUUAUAACAAAUAAAGACUCAGAAAUUAGUAGAUUACAAGUGCAAUAUAAUGAAGCUAAUAGAGAAGUGGAAACUUUGAAACAAACAGCUGUAGUAAAUAGUCAUUCAGAAGUGGACACUAGUAGUUUAGAAAAGGAAAUUAGUAAGUUAAAGGAGGAAAAAUCACAACUGAUGGAAAGAAUAAAGAAAUCUAACGAAGAAAAUCUCAAAGCAAUCGAUAAAUAUAAUAAACUAGAAGAAGAGAAGAAAUCAAUAGAAAAUGAUAGACUAGGUGUAGAAGAUGAGUUGGACACAUUGAAGAAAGAACAAGAAGAUUUACUAGUUCUCUUAGCAGAUCAAGAUACCAAAAUAGAUAAAUAUAAAACAAAAUUGAAGGAAUUAGGUGAACAGAUUGAAGAUGAUGACGAUGAUGAUGAUCUAGGAGAUGAUUUAGAUGAUGAAGAUGAAGAAUCAUGAUAGACAAAACUCGUUAAAAAAGAUUAGAAAUCUAAUUACUGUGUUAUCAGUAAGAGUAUGGGGCCAAGCGAGUGUGCAGCUAGAAUUGUAAAAGAUAUCUAUGAUGGAUACUUGUUAACAUGGCAAAUAAAAAAUAUUCAAUGAAAUGUAAUUGAUUGAUUGUUACCAAAGUUUAAUAUCUGAAGGGCAAAGUGCUAUUUUGAAACACUAUUUAGUGUCCUGAAAAUUGUAGAAGUGCAUAUCAUAUUCUGGGUUUAUUUUGUUAAAAUUGGGGGAUUUUUUUUUAAUGUAAUUGCUAAUUACAUAAGGUAUUUAAUCUGCUUUCUAAUUUGAUGAUUUUUCUAUUCAGAAUCAGAAUUUUAAAUCUUUAAAAUUAUAUGACAGUAUACAGUAUAAUUUUAAGACAGAUAUUAUUUAUCUUAAUACUUUUAAUAAUGACUAAUUAUAUUGAAAUUUGAGAUAUUCAAAGAUGCAUUACAUAUUGGUCUAUUAAAAAUUAAAAUCAUUAUUUGUAAGUUUCAUUUUUUGGUGAAACAUAAUUUUUUAACUUAUUAGCAUUAGCAUCAUAACAGAAUAUUAUGAGUAUUUACUAACUUAAUCUUAAAUUUAAUUUGAUGAAAUAAGCUUGACAAUUAUCAUCCAUAUUCCAACCAUUUUAACUGAUAAAGAAAAGUCAUAGAUAUAGAUAGGAAUAUAAUAACGCGUGUCUGUCCUUGCCUUCUUUAGAAAUACGAGCUGAAACUAUUUUUUUCAUCUUGCCUGCAUAUAUGAACUUAUGAUGAGUAGAAGUUUAUUCCAACUGUUUUACUUUAAUGAUGUAAGCAAGAGUAAUUCCUCAUUUAUGGACACAGUAGUUUAAUGUAUGUCUGUGAGUAGUUAACAGGGUUUCCAUUAAAUGAUAAAGAGUGUAUGAUAAACAUAUCCAAAAAAACAUGCUUUUUGUGGGGUAGAGCAAGAAAUUCAUUUAUAGAGCUUCCAUGUCAUACCACGCUUUGCUUUUGUAAAGCAAAUAUAAUAGUAAGAGUGAGUGCAAUAACAUUUUGCUUUUAGAUGUACGGUGUAAUUGGAAAGGGCAUAUAUAGAGAUCAUCUUUUCAUGGUAAAAUUUUUCUUUGAACAUAAAAAUGUGAUUUUGGAUAUAGUUUUGAACAGAUAUUCAUUAUACAGGAUGUGUCUUUUUUGCCUUGUAAAACCAAUACAUCAAGGAAGAUUUAAGAUUUUUUUUUUUUAUUUAAGGAGAAAAUGGGUAGGGGUACAUAUGAUAAUAUACAUGAUGUUAUUUAAGAAGUGUGUAUCUCUCUGCUGUGUUAAACCAAAACAUCAAACAUGAUGCCUCUUUUUAUGUCUUUUAAAUGACAUCAAUUCUUCAAACCAGCCAAUCUAUUACCAAUGAAAAAUUCCACAACUCGAAGGGCUGAAAUGGAGAAGGUUCUAUUAAGUAGUCAGUUUAUUUAUUAAUUGUUGUUUGCUGAAUGUCUAGUGGUAAAUUAUGUAGAAUCAUAGCACUGCUUUAUAUAUACAGAAUGAUGGAGCCUAUUGUUAGCUUAAAGUGGAAUGAGUCUACUGCUGGACAGACCAUUCUAGAGAUAAACUAAUAUAAAAAUUCUUUUUAAACUGAUUUAUAAAUGAUAAUUUUUUUCUUCAAAAAAUGUAACUGAGUGAAGGAUUUUAUUUAUUGGUAGUGUAAAUAAAAUAUUGAAUGUUUUGUGUUCCUGCUUUAAUGUGUUUGAACCAACGAUAAGUUUAUUUAUUUCUAACCUUGUAAAGUACUAUGUUAUUUAGAUUUAUAAUCUAUAUUUUUCUACAAAAUCUGUGAUAUUUUUUUCGUUUCUGCUCGAAUGCAAAAAGAUUCAAAAUGUAACACUGCAAUUCUUAGGUAGAUACUAGUGUAUUUAUAUGUUACAAUGUUCAGUGUUUUUUUUCCCAGCUGUAAAAAUUAAAUGUUAUUUUGAAAGUGCAUUUUAAUGUAUGUCAAAAUUAGUUGAUCACAUUUUGUGUUCUUUAAUUUUUUUGUUUAGUCUAGUCGUCACUCUUCAGACAUAUAAAAAAUGUUAGUUAAUUAAACCUUCAUCUGCAUAAAUACAACCAUUGUACAAUAGUAUGUAGUGAUAUUUAAUUUCAUGAAUGGCCCUUGUUUGUGUGUGUGUGUGUGCAUGAUACUCUGUCAUAUUAUUUAGAGAUUCAAAUGUU